UUAGGCAGUACACCGGGAGACAAUCCCCUACUCUUUUCGAAGUGCGUACUGCGUUCUUUAACGUGCACAUAUGGCCAUAAAUGCACGCAGGACCAAUGGCUAAACGUCUCAUCCGAAAGACGGUGCGCUAAUGUAACUUGUAUUUCAGCCCUCCAGCUGAAACAUAAGGAGAGGAAGUGAUGGGAAUUGAACCGGGAACCUAAAGGUCUACACAGUUGAGCGCACACACAGUGGCUACCACCAGAUUAGCUGACUGAACUAAGCUGCUUAACAAGCAACUUAGUAGCAUUGUGUACUACAAAUUUUGAUUAUAUCUUUGUUUUAUUCAGGUAUAAAAACGUAAAAACAGUCAGCAGCACAUGGCUGAAAUGACUGAAUUUACAAUGAUCAAUAAAUUAAAACAUUAACACUUAAAAAACCAAAGCAUUUUCACCCAAAAAAGAACAAAAUUCAAACAAUAUCUAAUAAUAUUACAAUUCACUUUAAACUAAGCAUUUAAUUUAAAAAAGAGAGAAUUAUGUAUUAUUGAAUAUAAAAAAUUAAUUAGAUAGAAAAUAUAUAGAAAUUAUGAGAAGUCCUAUAAAGACAAUCGACUGUGUUGAUCUUUAAAAAAGGAAUGAAGAAGAUGCACAGUUGGGUGAUCGCUUGUUGUAUAGUACUUGGCGCCAGGAGCCAACUAUUCUAUUUGUUUUUUUCAAGGUGUUCUCUUUUGAUAGAGAAUAGACAAUUAAUUGGUUUAUCCUGGUAAGUAUUCACAAAGUGGACAUCAGAAUGAAAACAAAAGGAAAAAGAAAGAGAGUAGUGGUGUUCACACACCAUUUCACAUACAACAGUGUAGGACUUAAGAUUAUCUCUAAAUAAUUCAAAUACUAUCUUUAGAUAUCACACUUGGCCAACUAUCUGAAAUUCUGAAGGCCCAUUUGCUGCCUUCUUGAUGGAGAGGUUUUCUUGUCGACUUGUUACUAUUUUUAGCACUGUAACAAUGAUGUCCGGAUCUCUUUUAAUUUAUUUUUCAUCAAAUUUCAACCAACUAAUCAUAGCAUGUGUACUUAUUGGAUAUGCAGCAUGUUUGGCCAAUUUUUCAAGUUAUUAUAUUUUAGAUAUGUACUUUCAGCGCCAUUUUACUUUGGUAUUUUCAAUACGUACGCUGAUAAGAGGAAUCGGCUCUACACUAGCAACUCCUAUAAAUCAGUUCAUCGUUAUGAGAUAUGGAUGGAAAUCAUCUUAUCUGAUUCUCACCGCAGUUUUCUACCAAAUGACAGUCUGUGCCACUGUUUUCAGAACUCCUAAAAAAGCGCAGAAGCAUGAGCAAAAUGACAAAGAAAUGCAAUUCAUUGAACUGAACCCUCCAAAGAAAAAAAAAACCUGGCUAAAGGAAAGACUGGACUACUUACACCAACUUGGCCAUUUUUCAUUGUUCAAUAAAAGCACAUUCCUCCUUCUUCUGUUUGCAUUAUUUCUACAGGGAACAGUUAAUGAAGGCAUUCUCCUAAUUAUGACAGAUGACCUAAAAGAUCGCGGUGCCACUCUACAUGCAAGCCAAUUUAUAGGGACAUUCUACGGACUUGGCAAUUUGAUCGGAGCACCCUUCCAUUACGUUUGCAGUAACUUCAUAUCGAAAAAUUUUCUUGUUCAUUAUGCCCUGUGUCUCUUCACUGCAUCACUGUCUUUCUUUGUCUGCAUUGCAUUUAAGAAUGCUGAGUUUGUUCUCUACAUUACGAUCUUCGUGUAUGGUUUUUCAAAUGGAUGGGAGACUACAUUAAAACCGUUAAUCAUAAAAUAUCAUAUUGAUUACGAUGACUUUGCCUUUGGUCUUGCUUGGGUAAAUUUUUCCUAUGGUAUUAGUGCUUUUGUAGGAAGUCAUAUUAUUGGUAAGUCAUUUAAAAAUUAUUUCUUUUUUUGUUUCUAUAUUAAGAUAUAAUUUGUAUAAUGGAUAAACCAAGUAUAUUUCAGGGUACUACAGUAUUUUCUGUAAAGUGUUUAAAUCAAAGACAGUGGCAAAGAAUACAUCUUCUACCAAAACAAAAUUAUUUUUUUCUCUUUAAAAUUUUUCCGGGAGUAAAUACAUUCUAAACAUCUCAGGACAUAAAAUGGCAUGAAGAUUGGCAUUUUCUUAAGGCAGCAGCAGGAUUAGCAACUGGAUUUCUAUCAAGGCUUACUUCAGGACCCUACAGAAAUCCCCUGUUGGACCACUUAGUACAAAGUAGGACAAAUCCUAGUAUCACUGAUUUUGGAGGCUAUAUCAGGUUCUGUAGGAGCAGACAUUUUGAUAGUUAAAAUAGCAAUUAUAUAAAUUAUCUAUCUUGGCCACAAAAAGCAAGCGUCUAUCCAUAUUUUUUUUUUUUUAUCAUUUUUCUAUUGUACAGGUUUCUUCUAUCACUGCAAUCCACUUUUUGGACUACAGCUUUGGAAUUUUUUAAAACUCUUAAAAGUAAUUAACUUAAAUGCACUUAAAAGUCAUUAGUCACAAAAAGUCAAACGAUAUAAUAAUAUUCAAUUCUACAAAUUAUCUCCAGUUGCAAAUCAAGGAAUUUGGAAUAAAGGUGACCCAUGGAGGCACUUUAAUAAAUUUAUGAUUUUGACACCUCAAGGUGGCCGGGAAUAUCAUUCUCAGACUUCAAUUUGAUUAUCUUUUUUAUCCAUUUUUAAAAAUAAUUUUAAAAAGCUGGUCAGCCCGGGAAGGCUGGGCCUACUACAUAUGAAUCUGUCACUGAUCACUACAUCAAAUUAUUACCAAUGAAUAGAAAAUUAAAUUUUUAGGAUUUGGAAUACUGUACUCUUAUUCUUCUAUUAGGCAUGAGCUAGCAUUAUCUGGAAUGCUUUCCAACUUGAAAUAAUAGAAUACCGGUUAUCACUCUUGAAAUUGACAAAGCCAUUUUAUUCGAUUUUACUUUCUUCUUUUGGCCUUUUGGCUUUAAGUAUGCCACUGGCCUUGCCACGGUCCAUUCUCUUCCAAUUCAGCCUCUCUCAAUUGUUAUUGAAUGAAUUAAACUUGAAAAGAAAUACAUAAAAAUUAAAAACAAAUUUUAGUUCAGAAUACCGAACAUCCCAGAGAGCAUACAUUUCCCUCAUCAAUAACAAGUUACUCUUCCUCACGAGAACAAAAGAAAGAAAAAAAAAAAGAAAAAAAAAAAGCAAAACUAAACCCCUUAUUAGUAGAAACAAUAUUCUAAGUACAGUUAUUCCCUCCCCAAACUAUGCUUUUUCCCCUUCCCCUUAAAAACCUAAGCAACAUAUACAUAAAAAAUAGUAAUGCAGGAAAGAAAAACAACUAAAUGAAAUUGAAAACAGAGGUGAACGGAAUAGCAGUACUAUAAAGCAAAGUUAGAGCAUGGAAUUCAAAAUCUCGUUGCGGAAUUUCCAUGCUCUUUUGGUAUAUCUUUUGCAAAACUUGUCGAAGAUAUUUUCAUACUUUCUGCUAAGGAGCAACAAUGAACAACCCAAAAUAUGAUGUAGUUUUAGGUCAUCGUUUGCAUUAAUAAAGUCUUUUACUUUUUUAGUUAGGCACACAGCACAUGCACCAAUGACUGUCAAUAGCAAAUAUAUCACUGUAGGUGACAAUCCCUUUUCACAAGAGAAACACACACACGCAAUGCUUUACACAAACUAAAUCUCAAUAUGAGGAAAUGGAGUUGUUUUGAUAGUGAGAAAAAAUCCUGCAACACUGAAAUUGAACCAGGACCCUCCAGACUGGAAGGCAAGCAUAAUAACCACCAAGCUAUUAAACUCUACAUUGCUGGAGUCUGUUCUGGUACAAUGGUCGUUGUAGCAUGUGGCCUAGUCAAUUUUUAAGUCUUCUUUUAAAUUUCAUUUGAUAGUUUGAAUUUCGUUUGAAUUACUGUAUAUUUUUUGGAUUGGAAGGUGUUCUUGUUGUGGUUUAGAAAAAACAAAUUUAAUUUACAAUAUUAUAUUCAAACCGGAUGAAACUAUUCUUCAUCUUUUUUAAGAAAAUGAGUAUUUCACUAUUGUGUUUCUGGGAAUGUGGCAGCUGGUAUAUCAUGUUAAAAUUCUUGAUAUUAUUUUAUGUUUAGUACCAUAGUACUAUUUAUCAGUCAAUCAAUCUAUAGUGUGCAUACUGUAUCUCCAACCUCUGCCUGAAUACCAAUAAUACAUGCAGGUUGUUUAUGGCUAUUCUAUCUUUAUUAUGCUCAAUUGGUAACUUUUAGAAAUUUCUUUGAACUUCUGUGACCUUAAUUUUAUCUCUUUCUAGAUCAAAAUGUACCACUCCAUUGAAUUUUAUGAUGAUCAAUUUAUUAGUUUUUGCUUAAUCCUGCACACAGACAGUCAACAAAAAAUACUUGUCUGUGUGAACUAGCAGUGGCGUUAUUAACGCCAAGCAAAAUGUCACCUCUGUGGCGUUAUUAACACUACCUGCAGAUCCCAGAUUAGUGAACGCCAUGGAACUAACGCCAGUGAUGCUUUAAUGACUUUGACCUUAUUUCAAGCGAUUGACCAAUCACGAUUAGUUCUACAAUAGAUUUAGAUUAGUUACUGUCUUGUGCUCUCUAUAAUUAAAAUGGUAAAGGGAGUUUUUUUCUAUUACAUGUUUUACUUAUUUUACAGUGUAUAUGAUGUGUUGGUUGUGUUUUGUAAGAUAUUUUAAUCUAUUUAGACUGUCUAUAAAAAACCGCAACACCAACAAUUGUUCCACAAUGUUAGCUAAAAAAUCAGAAGUAAAUUUAUUGUUCAUUUAAAAUACAGUAAUCAUAUAAUUUAUCUUCCAACAAUUCACUAGAAAGAUAUAUCUUACUACCGUAGUUAAACACCCUGUACAUUAUUUAAAACUGAAAACUUUUCCCUUCCCAUAGGCCUAUAUUACUAUAUUAACGCCAGCGCUAAUAUA
Anneissia japonica is the source of this 4843-nucleotide messenger RNA. Its product is annotated as monocarboxylate transporter 2-like. Gene Ontology annotation, molecular function: monocarboxylic acid transmembrane transporter activity. NCBI's taxonomy places the organism in Eukaryota, Metazoa, Echinodermata, Crinoidea, Comatulida, Comatulidae. The record is from RefSeq and is a predicted model, not a curated record. Gene Ontology annotation, biological process: transmembrane transport. The transcript has 4 exons. The coding region runs from base 935 to 1921 and encodes 328 amino acids.